Molecule: messenger RNA, 1263 nt
Organism: Schistosoma turkestanicum
Lineage: Eukaryota; Metazoa; Platyhelminthes; Trematoda; Strigeidida; Schistosomatidae
Source: the annotation of a GenBank genome assembly
AUGUCAUCAAAAUCAAUUUAUCUAAAAAGCAAUGAGAAUUUAAAUUAUACAUACUUAAAACCGAAAUUUGAAUUCACUCACGUUUAUGAUGGCCUAAUACCGUCGUCAUCUGAUGUAAUUUCAAGCACGAACAAAUCAUUUUCAAAGUUUCGUUAUAAUUCUCAGUCAAAUUUAAAUUCUGUUGACAAUGGUUUCAAUGGUGUCAAGUCAUCGGCAUGUUAUUCAAUGCCAGGUUCACCUAAUACUCAUUCAAAAUAUCCUCAUUUAAUGGGACAGGGUGAUUCAAGUGAAUUAAUUGAGGAUUUUAAUAAUUACAACACAGAUAAUCCAAUUGUUACCAAUAGUAUUAAUAAUAAUAAUAAUAAUAAUAAUAAUAAUAAUCACACUCAUACAGGACGAUUUGAACGUUUACGUGAUUUAUUGGGCACAUUUAAAAAAGAGAAUCAUUCAACUACACAACAGAAUGAUCACUACUUAUAUUUGGAUGAAAAAUCUUUAGAGCAUAGAAUACAAUGUCAAGCAUCAAAUAUAAUUUUACCAGUAUCUUUCUAAUUCAUUGUUUGUAUAAUUUGAAAUGUUUUCUCUGAUUAUAACUAUUUCUCUUUCUUUCUUACAGUGUCAUUUAUUAUUAUUAUUAUUAUCAUUUUUUAAAGAGCUUAUAUCUGAUCUGCCUCUCAUCUCUGUUUACAUUCAUCUUACUUUAUUAUGCGUGUAGAAAUGCUGAAUUAUCUAGUGUGUAUGGUUCUUCUUUUUUUUUCUUGUUAGAAAAAGAAAUUUAAUGUUUACCCAAUUUGUAGACAAAUAGAUAGAUAGCAAUGACAAACAGUAAAUUCUUUAAAUUUUACUGGCUACUCUACUUGUGAAUAGUUUACAUGGUAACUCACUAAAAUUAAUCUGAUCAUGUUUGUUUGUUUGUUUUCUUCUCUUCUUUCCAUUUCACCAUUGUAUUUAUUGUGAUCCAUUGUCUGAGACCGUUUUUUCAUAUGUAGCUUCUUAUUUUUUUGUCUUUUCGUUUUUUUUUCGCGUCUAUCAUUAGUGUUUAGUGAAUUGGGAAGAGGUACACUUUCGUUUGUUUAUUUUUGGGAUCCCAAUUCUAAUCUGAUGGGCACUACUUUCAUUUUUUUUUUGUUUUUCGAUCACCUUUUUUUUAACGAAUACCGUAUACUACUAACACAUCAAUCAUACCAUUGAUAUAUUUCAAACACAUCUAUCUCAUUAUUGAUUAAUGUAGUUAGUUAGUUUAAGAUAAAUGGUUGUUAUUUA